Messenger RNA from Kalmanozyma brasiliensis GHG001, 1116 nucleotides. Its product is annotated as Alcohol dehydrogenase, C-terminal. Gene Ontology annotation, molecular function: oxidoreductase activity, acting on the CH-CH group of donors, NAD or NADP as acceptor. Bases 1 to 1116 code for a protein of 371 amino acids. The transcript has a single exon. Lineage: Eukaryota; Fungi; Basidiomycota; Ustilaginomycetes; Ustilaginales. The record is from RefSeq and is a predicted model, not a curated record.
AUGGUCACCAACCACCAAGUGCUCUUCAACAAGGUGCAGCCUACGGGCAUGCCCAAGCCGGGCGAGACCACCACGCGAGGCACCUCGGAGCUCGACCUCUCCUCCGUCCCGCUCAACGGCGGUGUCAUCACGCGCAACAUUGCCGUUUCGCUCGACCCAACGAUGCGCAACCGGAUGAAGGGCGACAUUGGCUACUUCACCCCACCCUAUGUGGUCGGUAAACCCGUGACUGCGAUUGGCAUUGGUGAGAUCGUCCGUUCCGAAGCGGAGGGAUUUGCUGCUGGCGACAUCGUCUAUGCCUGGUCGACGGGGAUUGAGGAGUACACGAUCCAUCCUGCAGCCGCCGUGCCGACAUUCCGCAAGUUCGACUCGGAACAGCUGUCAAACGGCCUGUCGAUCACCACCUACCUCGGCGCAGCCGGUAUGGCGGGUAUGACGGCGUACAUGUCUCUCAAGGAGAUUGUCGGCGAUCUCAAGCCGGGGAACAAGAUGUUUGUCUCGGGUGCGGCGGGUGCGGUUGGUCAACUCGUCGUGCAGUUGUGCCACCAGGCCGGAGUCAAAGUCAUCGCCUCCGCUGGCACCGAUGAGAAAUGCGACUUCGUCCGCUCGCUUGGUGCAGACGAAUCGAUCAACUACAAAACCGAAGACCUCCCCGCCAAGCUCAAGGCGUUUGCUGGAGAGACCGGCAUCCACUACUACUUCGACAACGUCGGCGGCGAUCAGCUCGAAGCCUACAUCUCCGUCGCUGCGCGCUACGGCAUCAUCGUCGCCUGCGGCUACAUCUCGGGCUACAACGCCGACAAACCCGAAGACGUCGUCUACCCCAAAAACCUCUUCAACAUCGUCACCAAGGAGAUCAAGUACCAGGGCUUCAUCGUGUCCAGCUUUAUCCCCAAGUGGAUCGGCCAGUUCAUGCAGGAGGUGCCCAAGAUGUUGGCCGAGGGCAAGAUCAAGAACCGCGAGGACGUCACCUUCGGCGUUUAUGGUGCAGAGGAUGCGUUCCUGAGGCUGUUUACCGGUGAGAACAACGGUAAGGUCGCUGUGCUGAUCGACACGGAGCGGGCCGAGAAGUGGAAUUUGAAAGACCAGAUGGUAAAGAGCAAGGUGUGGAAGUAA